Centruroides sculpturatus (bark scorpion) is the source of this 1051-nucleotide messenger RNA. RefSeq lists its product as uncharacterized. The record is from RefSeq and is a predicted model, not a curated record. Bases 206 to 1036 code for a protein of 276 amino acids. The transcript has 3 exons. Lineage: Eukaryota; Metazoa; Arthropoda; Arachnida; Scorpiones; Buthidae.
CUGUUGAAUGGAAUUUUCUUAUCUUACUACAUAAUUCUAUAAUUAUUUAAAUUAAUCCAUUAAGUUACUUUUGUAAAUAUUUUAUAUAGAUUCUAAAGAAGAAAAACUUAAAAAUGCCAAGUGUUCAUCUGGAAAUUUAUGUAGUUGUUGGUGCAAUGGGUGGGCUGAAAUAUUUAUCAGGCGACCAACUGGCAAUACGUCUUGGAUGUUUAGAAUUCAAAAUCGUUUAUUUUUGCCAAAUUGCCCUCCGGAUCUUAACCUUCCUGAUAUUUCAACAUUACUUCUACCUCAUAAAACCAAUAGAGAUUUAAAUAUAGAAGACAAAUGUGACAGUGAAGUCGAUGAUUCUUCUUACUAUGAUUAUCAGCACUUAUCAAUGUUACCUUCAGAUCCUUUAGAAGAUAUUGCAGAACAAGUUCCUUCUACAAAUAGUGAGAUAGAUACUGAUCAUUCAGAAUCAUCAGAAAGUCAUUCAAAUGUUUCUCAUCAGAGAUCUAAUUCUCCUUUGAGAAGAACUAAUUCUAGUCCAGAAAUGAAAGGAGAGUGGAAUAUAUGUAGCAAUUCAAAUUUGAAAAGUAGUGAAGAUGGUACACAAACAAAAUCAGAAAAUACAAGUCAAACAAAUGAAGACUCUGUAUAUUCAGAAAAUGUCUCUGAUUCAAAUGAAAGCAGAGAAAUGGCACCAAAAGUAAUAGAAACAGGAUUAGGAGAACAACAGACAAAAUCAGUGAUUCGAAAAUCUCCUCGUAAAGAAGAUAAGUGUAUAUCUAUUUCUGAAGAAUCAAAACCACCUAAAGCAAUUCCUAGUUCACCUCGGAAAGAAGAAUCAAGAUUAAAAUUACGUCUCGAUCUCAGUAAUGUAAGUGGUUCUGCAUCAUCAGAAUUAAAAUCUUCUGCUAGUCCACCAUUACCUCACUCAGCAAGUCCUCAAUUGGCUGUUAGGAAAACUAAGUCAUCUCCUACAAGUCCUCCGGGUAAAACAGCAGGUAAAAAAUAUGAAUUUUCAAAUUAUUUAAUUACAUAUAUAUAUAUUUAGAUGGAUAGUUUUUUU